AUGGUCCCUCUGCACGAGGUGCCCACGCCACAGACCGCCCACUGGCGCCAGGCGCUCGAGUGGGGCUACGCGGACGAGGACGAUACAUGGGACGCGGUCCAAGCAAGGUACUCGAGGGCAUCGACGCAUGCCAGCAUGACGGGCUACUUUGACAGCCUGUCCUCGUGGAAGGCCCUCGUCGCCUUGUGCCAGCAGCUGGACGUCCAGUGGGGCCGCUGGCACAUGCGGCACGCCACAACCGAGCAGCUGGCCGCCUGCCGUAUCGCGCUGUAUCCCCGUGUGCAUACGGUCCGCCCCGUGUACCCCCGUGACGACCUGUGGCACAUUGAGCUUGACCAUGUUGACCGCUGCGUCCUGGCGUCCGUGUCGGAUGGCAGUCUGCGCACGCUCGACGCGGACAGCGGCGCCGUGCUCUGGAGCACGACCCUGUCGUCGCUGCCGCCGCCGCACAGGUACAUGCCCUUUUUUCAAUACAGCCAGGGAUGGCUGAGUGUAUACCACUACGACACGCGUCAGCUGCAGGUAUGGCGCAGUGAGCGGACGAUACCGUGGCUUUCGCAGCCCCAGCGCGGCGUCUUCCGCUUGCAUUCGCGGCUCGCGCUCGAGCCAGAGGUGCGCGGCGCGCCGGUCUAUGCGCUGCAUUAUCCGAUCCUGAGCUACAUGCCCAACCGUGCGACGCUCGUCGACAUGAACUUGGACACCUUGCAAACGGACGAGUAUGGAGUGGGCAUGGCACGGCGCUCUGCACGCGUGCACAGCCUCGACUCGGCGUCCCACUGGAUGGCCCUGUCGCGCAGCAUGGCCCCAUCGCUCGUAGUCGCGCAGCGCAGCGGACGUGCGCUCACCGCCCACUGGCGUCUCGAGGAGCACCUCCGUACGUGCGGCGCGCCAGAGUACUAUGUGCCGAUGCCGGCUGCGCCGACGCUGCGCGAUGGCUUUGUGUGGCGCCCGCUCGUGCGCACCCAGGCCCGGCGCGGGUGGCUCAAGGCAUGGAUCGCCCCGGAGCGGCAGCACCGCGCGGGCUGGAGGCCCUGGCAGGCGAUCCAGCUGGAUCCGGCGACGGACACACUCGUGGCGCUAUCGAGGCGGGGCCUCCUCGUGCUCCUGCACCUGCAGCAGAGCCUGCAGGCCGGCCAGCCGCCACGCCUAUGUGCCAUUGAGACGUCGGCGCCGCCCGCCCCCACGGAUCGCGUCCCGCUGGAAGACUGGCUCUGUGCGCCGGAUGAGAUGGGGCACAUGCGCAUGCACCAGGGGCGCGUGCUGGCCAUGUACCGCACCCUGCAGCUGCUGGACCUACGCACGCCCACAUGGGGCCAGACAGCCGACGGCGCGUCGAUCGAGACGCCGUUCUCGCUGUACAUGUGGUCGCGCCUGCCCUUUGAGGGGUGCUCGGAGCGGCACGAGUGGCAGUGGACGCCGCUGUAUCACUGCGUGCAGCUGGACCACACUUCUAUCUUUGUUGUUACACGCGAAGCGCUCGCAGAGGCGGAGCACGGCGCGCCAAGCCGCACGGUCCUUACGCAUCUGCGCAUCGACACGGCGCCGCCCCCGCUCGUAGAGCGUCGCGCCGACGCGGUGUGGCGCGCCGCGGCGCUCCGCCAUGGCUAUAUCCAGGGCGACUGUGAUAUCGCCACGGCACUGGAGCGGUUCCGCACGGACCCGCAGCACAGCAUGGCGUCCCGCUACCUGGAUGGGACAAGCACCUUUUACGAGCUGUGCCGCCGCCUGUGCCUGUUGGACCGGCGCUGGGGCCGCACCUCCGCGCCGGUCGAGGCACCGACCGAGGGCGUGCGUGAGCUGACCCCCGCCACACGAUACCUCCGCCCGGCCGGCUCCGACGAGGAUGUGUGGCGCAUCAAGCUGGACCCCGCCGACCGCUGCGUCAUUGUGACGGGGCGCCGUGGCGGUGUGCGCACCAUCGACGUGGACACGGGUGAGCUGCUGUGGUCCAUCUCGCCCACGGAGACACGGCGGUGCCCCCACCUCGAGUGGUCCGAGGGCUACAUGAUCUUUGACCGCACGUCCCAGGGCCAUUUUGAAGUGUGGCGCAGUGAGCGCAUCAUACCUGACCUGGCGGAGCCCCGCCGCGGCGCGUACCGACAGUACGCCAUCCUCGAUGCACCGCACCCGAUUCUCGCGUAUCGGUUCCAGUAUCCGACGCUGCUCAGCGCCACUGCCGACGAUUAUGUCCUGCUCUACGAUGUGCCAAGCUGCACGCUCACACAAAAAAUCUCGCUGGCCCCGACGGCGACGCGCGGCGUGAACAUGUACGUACGGGCUACUGACGCAGCCACUACUCGCGCGACGCUGGACGUCGUAUGGCACCUGCGCGAGCAUCUGGAGCGCUACGGCGAGCCCCAGUGCUAUGCACCAGAGCCACUGCCCACGCCGGCUGCGCUGUGCUUCCAGCAGCAGCACGUGUACCCGGUGGCCCCGCCGCACAUGCUCGUUCCGUCGCCCGACGAUGUGAGGCGCGAAGACUCGGCCGGCCCCUCGACGUGGGCGGCCGUGCACCCUGACCGCGAGAGCGAUACGCUCGUGCUGCUAUCGCAAGAGGGCCUCCUGCUCUUCCGCCACUACUCGGCGCAUCUGUUGCGGGGGGCCGCGCCAGCGCUGAUCUACGUCGAGCUGCCGCAGCGAGUCUUUGCGCGGCAUGAGGACCGUCCGGGGGAGCCGCUGGAGGAGGUCCUGCCGCACAACUGGGGCCUCAUCCUCGAGCACUUCAUGCCGGGCCAGCUGGCUGUGGGCCACGGCCGGGUGUUUAUGGUCCAUGGCAUGCUCCUCAUGCUGGAUCUCUUGGCGCCGUCGGCGCUGUCGGCGCGGUACAGCGAUGCGCACGGCACGGCACCCUUCUCCGUCUACCAGUGGUCGGACGUCAUGGUGAUGGAGCACCGGCGCAUUCACGACUUCCCCUACUGGAACUGCAGCUGCGUGCAGAUGGACAUGACAGGCGUCUACUGUGUGUCGACGCAGGUGCUGCGCAAGGAGAUUGGCACGGAUCUUGCCGCGUUUUCCCCCGGUUACGAAGUCGACUGCCAUCUGAAGAACUCGACCAUGGCAAUGGCGUUCCGCUUCGACGGAGGGGCCGAGCCCGUGUAUCGCCCUGUCGAUCUGAAAAGCUACGACGACGCGGUCCAUGCCGCGGAGGACGAAGAGGAGCGGCUGAUCCAGGCGAUGGCACCCAGCUCUGACUCGAACGACGACAUGGACGCCAGCGUCGUGCUCAGCCACGAUGCAUCGGACUCAGGCGACGAGCACGGGCCCGAGAGCGACGACAGCGUAGACUUGUAG
Molecule: messenger RNA, 3291 nt
Organism: Malassezia sympodialis ATCC 42132
Lineage: Eukaryota; Fungi; Basidiomycota; Malasseziomycetes; Malasseziales; Malasseziaceae
Exons: 3
Coding region: 1-3291 (1096 amino acids)
Biological process (GO): SCF-dependent proteasomal ubiquitin-dependent protein catabolic process
Cellular component (GO): SCF ubiquitin ligase complex; cytoplasm
Molecular function (GO): protein binding
Source: RefSeq, a predicted model, not a curated record